Messenger RNA from Anarrhichthys ocellatus (wolf-eel), 2759 nucleotides. RefSeq names its product protein inturned-like. The coding region runs from base 214 to 2142 and encodes 642 amino acids. Gene Ontology annotation, cellular component: cilium; cytoplasm. Gene Ontology annotation, biological process: vesicle-mediated transport; establishment of planar polarity; nervous system development. Lineage: Eukaryota; Metazoa; Chordata; Actinopteri; Perciformes; Anarhichadidae. The record is from RefSeq and is a predicted model, not a curated record. The transcript has a single exon.
AGCCCCGUGUUUAUUAUUUUAUUACUAUUAUAAAGUAUAAGUGCAACAUAACCCUCGGCUACACAUGUAAGCUGUGAUGUUGAGUUACAAUAAGAGCUCUCUAGGAAGCAGUGUUCAAGUGUGUUGUAUCUUGCAGGUUCCUCAACACCUCUGUCUGACAGCGGAGGCCUGCUGGAAGCUCUGCUGGGGGGAGAGGACACAGCCGAACUUCAGAUGUCCAUGGGACACAUCCCACACGUUGUCAUGUACCUCUCACUUAAACUGGACUCCGCGUCACCGCAGGAAGAGGAGGAGAUCUUGUACCAGUACCCCGUGUCUGAGGCCUCCGGCCAGCUGAAAGGAGUGAGGGGCAUCUUCCUUACUUUGUGUGACAUGCUGGAGAAUGUCACAGGAGGGCCAAUACUCAGUUCUUCUCUCCUGCUUGGGAAACAGCUGGUUCAUGUGGGCUACUGGAAGGAAAGCAGCAACCUGUUGGUCAUCGGUCUUCCUGCUGAGAGGGUUCCACUGUUGUAUUUGCAGACGGUGGUGGGAGACGUAGUCCGGACUCUAAAGGUCAUGUACGGCUCCUUAGACAAUGCGUUCUGUAAAGUGGACCAUGCACCCAGGUUGGACCACUUCUUCUGCCUGUUCUUCCAGCAGCUCAUCCAGCCGUCUCGCUUGAGGGAUGGCUCCUCAGCGCCGACCCCCAAUGUCUCAGGGACCCUUUUUCUUGACGGACUGCCGGCGGUCCGAUGGCUGACGCUGCCUCCGGAAAUCAAGAUGGAGGUGGAUACUGUUCUCUCUGAUUUUGAGUCUUCUGAUUUUGGAGAAAUGUCCGAGGACUUUUGUGGCCUGAGGCGUCUGUAUGUAAUUCUUGGCUCCUGUUUGUUCUACAAGUCCUACCUGAUUGCCAACCACCUGCCUAAAGAGGAGCUGCUGGAUGUGAGCCUGUACUGCCAGCACUACUGCCUGCUGGCGUCUGAGCCGCGGGUGGGUCAGCUGGUCAUCUGGAGGGAGGUGUUUCCCCAACAGAGCGCUAACAGCAGCAGCACAGUGCCGGGCUACAGCCAGCCUCAAGGACGUCACUUCCUCCUCAUAGUGGGAUUGAGGCACUUCAUGCAGUGUGUGCUGUUGGAGGCAGGUGGCUGUGCUUCUCCAGCUUUGGGCUCUACAGGACCCGAUUGUGUUUACGUAGAUCAGGUGAAGGCUGCCCUGCUGCAACUGGAGGUGUUGGAAGCAGGUAUUGAGGAGCGUCUCAAUGCUCCACCUGCUCCUUGCCUGUCCUGUGCUGACUGGUUCCUCCCUGCUGCCACAGCCCGCGACCGCCUGGACAGCCUGGCCUCUUCCUCCCCCGUCUUCAGCAAGCUAGCAGUGGCUGUCAAAGGCUCCGCCUCCGGGUCCAGAGGCCAUAGCCUGUUUGGGGAGAAGGCCCGGAGGUCCAGCCCCCAGAGGAGCCUGUCUGACAGUGGGAGUGAGGGACAGAUGGAUGCUGGGUCAGGGUCUGUUUCAUCAAUGGCUCCAGGCCUCAGUCCACAUUCCACCCCAGACUCAGGGAGGAAGCUGGGGGGGCGUCGAGACUCGCUGGGAUCUGGAGGGUCUCAUGGGAGUGGAGGUCUCUUCAAGAUUCCCAGAAUGAAGCACCCAAACCCAUUCUACCUAGGCACCCUGAAGAAGACCCUGACUGAAAGGGAGACAGAAGAGAUGUACAACACCAUGAAACUGACUUCAGGUGCAGAGAACACCUUGUUCCACUAUGUCUUGAUGGAAACAGUUCAGGGGAUCUUCAUCGCUCCGACUCACAGAGAGGUGGCUCAGCUCAGCGGCUCCAUCCACCCACAGCUCAUCCGCAACUUCCACCACUGCUGCCUCUCCAUACGGGCCGCAUUCCAGCAGAGCCUGCCGGCCAGGGACCGUCAGGCUGUAGACCGGCCUCAGGGCGGCGGUUGGGGUCUGGGUCCCGUGAAGGAACACGGGGUCCUGUUUCAGUGUAAACCGGAGAACUGGACCGACCAGAGGAAGCCUGCUCCCACCAUGACUUACUGGGUUAUAGGACGGAUGUUGCUCGAGCCCAUCCCUCAGGAGUUCUACGUGUGUUUCCAUGACUCGGUGGCAGAGGUUCCUGUAGAGAUGGCCUUCAGACUCUCCUUUGGCCUGGCCUUGUGAUUACGACAUCUGAUACAACUGACUCGAGGGGAACCGGGACUCAUCUGUGGCAUUGUUAGUCCUCUGGUCCUCCACGCACCGGAGCAGGUUGUUUAUUAUGAUCGACGGAUUGCUACGGCCUGCUGGUUCUUCAAGUAGCCUCCCAGCUCCUCACCACCAAGCUCCUUCGCUGCAGGAUGAGGGGUCACCAGAGGAGGACUGUGGGGUGGAGGAGCCACGGGUCACUGGGACUGGUUUGGUUACGGGCACCAGUGAACCACAACAGACUGUCUCGUUCAAAGAGUUGUGAGACAACCAGCAUAUUUAAAGGACUUUGUCACACAUCGCUAACUGAUUUGUGAGUGAUAAGUGUGAAUAUGUCCAUUAACAUCUUUAUAUGCACGGUGUGUCCAAACACUCUGGGGUAUCAGCUGUGUCUGGUGUCUAUUGGGAUUAGUGGGGCAUAUUUUCUGGAGGAUGUAUAAUAUUUACUGUUCAAUCUUGUGUUAUGAAGACAUGUUACUGGGGUUGGAAAAUGUGUUUCUUGCAUUUAGAAUGUUUGGAAACGGGGAUGUUUCUUUAUGGAGGAGGGGAGGUACGUCAGCUGUUCAGUUGAGUUACAUUUCUGUUGAGUAGUU